AUGUUCCUAGCUAGCUUUAGUCCCGUCGUUCAAUCUACAUCCGCUCCCUCCUUCGCGCCCGACGACGAAGGCCAGGUCGUCGCAGGGUACACGUUGGGGCCCAUCAUCGCCCGCGGCGGUUUCUCAGUCAUCAGGCGCGCAAGCUCCGCCGCGGGCGGCACCGUCGCCGUCAAGAUCGUUCGCCGGUCCGAGAUCUCCAAGCAGCCCGACGCCGCGCUCGUCCGCAAGAAGCUCGAGCGCGAAGCCGAGACGUGGGCCUCGCUCAGCCACGAGCACAUUCUCCCGCUCUUCGCGUCCUCUCACACCGCCUUCGCCGACUUCUUCGUGAUGCCGUACUGCCCCGCCGGCACGCUGUUCGACAUCCUCUCGCGCGAAGGACGCCCGGGGCUCCCGCCGGACGACGCGGGCAUGCUCUUCCGCCAGGUCGUCCGCGGCCUGCGCUACCUGCACGAAACCGCCGAGAUCGUGCACCGCGACAUGAAGCUCGAGAACGUGCUCGUCGACGAGUCGGGUAUAUGCCGUAUCGCGGACUUUGGCAUGGCGCGCCGCAUCGGCGAGGCGGGCGAGGACGAGGAAGACGUCAUCGCGAGCUCGCAGUCGAUGAGCUUGCCCGCGGCUACGGCGGCUGCGGCGUCGACGCUGUUGAGGAGGAAGAGCACGCUUGCGCCGCGGGCGCUGCGCGAGCGGAUGCAGCAGCAUGCCCGGCGGAAGGCGUCCAACCCGCUCCCGUCUUCCGCUGUACCGCAGGCCCACCAGGCGUACGAGUCGGGCUCGCUGCCGUACGCGGCGCCGGAGCUGCUCAUCCCGCACGAACGCGCGCUCCCGGCCGAUCCCGCGCAAGACAUAUGGGCCCUCGGCGUGAUGCUCUACGCCCUUUUGGUCGGUCGACUGCCGUUCAUGGACUCCUUCGAACCCCGGUUGCAGAUGAAGAUCCUACAUGGUACGUGGACUGCCGCAAAUGGGACGAGAACGGCCAUCGGCGCCGAAGCGGAGCGCGUCAUCGACGGAUGCCUGGAGCGUGACGUCGACGAGCGUUGGACGAUCGCGAUGGUAGACGACGUCGCGUGGGGCGUCGGGUGG
Molecule: messenger RNA, 1080 nt
Organism: Punctularia strigosozonata HHB-11173 SS5
Lineage: Eukaryota; Fungi; Basidiomycota; Agaricomycetes; Corticiales; Punctulariaceae
Product: kinase-like protein
Exons: 2
Biological process (GO): protein phosphorylation; intracellular signal transduction; microtubule cytoskeleton organization
Cellular component (GO): cytoplasm
Molecular function (GO): tau-protein kinase activity; ATP binding; protein serine/threonine kinase activity
Source: RefSeq, a predicted model, not a curated record